AUGCCUUCAAUUAAGUUGCAGAGUUCUGACGGAGAGAUAUUUGAAGUUGAUGUGGAAAUUGCCAAACAAUCUGUGACUAUCAAGACCAUGUUGGAAGAUUUGGGAAUGGAUGAUGAAGGAGAUGAUGACCCAGUUCCUCUUCCAAAUGUUAAUGCAGCAAUAUUAAAAAAGGUCAUUCAGUGGUGCACUCACCACAAAGAUGACCCACCUCCUCCUGAGGAUGAUGAGAACAAAGAAAAGAGAACAGAUGACAUCCCCGUUUGGGACCAAGAAUUCUUGAAAGUUGACCAGGGAACACUUUUUGAACUUAUUCUGGCUGCAAACUACUUAGACAUCAAAGGUUUGCUUGAUGUUACAUGCAAGACUGUUGCCAAUAUGAUCAAGGGGAAAACUCCUGAGGAGAUUCGCAAGACUUUCAAUAUUAAAAAUGACUUCACCGAAGAGGAAGAAGCCCAGGUACGCAAAGAAAACCAGUGGUGUGAAGAGAAGUGAAAUGUUGUGCCUGACACUGUAACACUGUAAGGAUUAUUCCAAAUACUAGUUGCACUGCUCUGUUUAUAAUUGUUAAUAUUAGACAAACAAUAGACAAAUGCAGCAGCAAAUCAAUUGUAUUAGCAGAAUAUUGUCCGUAUUGCAUGUGUAGUUUGAGUACAGAUUUCAAAACCUAUAGUUGAGUUUGUUCUAGUGUGAUCAAACUUGUUCCUUCUUUGCUUUGAAAAUAAAACCGAACUGUGAGUUCUCCAUAGAAAGUGGCAUUUUGGAUUUCCCCUCGUUUUUGUAAAGCAAUUUCUGCCUAGUUUUAGUUAGCAAUCUUUGAGAAGUUGGCAUUGUAAAUAAAACAAC
Messenger RNA from Elephantulus edwardii (Cape elephant shrew), 843 nucleotides. Its product is annotated as S-phase kinase-associated protein 1-like. Lineage: Eukaryota; Metazoa; Chordata; Mammalia; Macroscelidea; Macroscelididae. The transcript is spliced from 5 exons. Gene Ontology annotation, molecular function: cullin family protein binding. Gene Ontology annotation, cellular component: nucleus; cytoplasm. The record is from RefSeq and is a predicted model, not a curated record. Gene Ontology annotation, biological process: SCF-dependent proteasomal ubiquitin-dependent protein catabolic process. Bases 1 to 492 code for a protein of 163 amino acids.